UAAUGGGAAGAUGAUAUAUACAUAUAUAUAUAUAAAUAAAAGAAAGUUGAAUAUGGGUCCUUAACCUCAGCAUUUUCUAAAUACAUAUCAUCUAAAUGAAAUUACUAGAGUUUUGAAAUGCCUUUAUAUCGAAAAGCUUAUUCUUGUGACAUCAAUAACUGGAGGUUAAUUUUUAAUUUUGUAUUUCAAUUUUUUUGUAUGUUAAUUUUGUUAACAUGUUUAUGUAUAGACAAGAAUGAUGUCUUUUGUUAUUAUUAUUAUUAUUAUUUCUUUGAAUUUUUUGAACAUUUUAAAUUUGUUAUUGCUUUUUUGCUUAAUACUAAUGCUUUUAUUUUCUAAUUUUUUUAUGAUUGCAUCUCACGUACGGUCAUCUUUGCCAUACAAACAUCGUCCAUGGCUGAUUUUACUCACGCCCCGCCUCACCUAAUAUCUUCUUUUCUUUUCUUUCUCCUAAUAGUUGGGCUGGGGGAAGUUGGUGUCCCAUUCUCAACUCUCAACCUACGGCCUACUACAGCAAUAGAUAAAAGUAAUUCUGUGUUUGUUGUGAAGAAGUAGAGACGGCUCUGGCCAUGUAUGGUAAAUUAGGAAGAAGGCAACAUCUGCAAGGCCAAGGCCAAGGCCAUGGCCUUGGCCGCAGCAAUCGCGCCUCUCUUUUUAGAUUUUCUUCUUCCUACAAAAGCCUUGUUCGCUUCACCCUUAUUCUUCUUGCUUUCAUCGCCCUUUUGCCUCCCAUUUUCUUCCACUUCAGGCUCCGCCGUUUCCAUCAGAUGCAAUUAAGGAGGUGUGGUUGGCUGAACAAUCCUCCCCUUGUGUGUGCUCAUGGUGGUGACUCAACUAAUGCCUUCCCAAACACAAUGUCUGCAUAUCAGUUUGCUCUUCGUUCUCAAGUAGACUGCAUUGAGAUUGAUGUCUCUCGCUCUUCAGAUGGAGUUUUGUUUGCACUUCAUGACAGGGAUUUGCAGCGGAUAUCUGGUAACAGCACUUCUAAAGUUGGGCACUUAAGAUCAAAAGAGAUAAAAGAACUAGAUGUCUCUCAUCAGUCUGGUAAUUCAAAGAUUCCUACUAUUGAAGAUGCUUUGAUGGUUCAUCUGGAUGUUAAGUUGAUAUCAAGAUCAGUUCAGCAGGUGAUUCUAGAUGCCAAGGUGGAGCCUCCAUCAUAUGAAAAGGGGCUUGCAAAGGAUAUUCUUUCUGCUGUUGAGAAGAUGCAGUGUAAGAAUUGUAUCAUUUGGGCUAAAAGUGAUAGUUUAGCAAGGGACAUAAUCAAACUCUCAUCGGAUGCUAAGGUGGGCUACAUUGUCAUGGUGGAUCCCAGUACCGGGGCUAGAACCAACUUGUUGAGAAUGAAAGGGGCCAGGGUGGUUGGUGUAUACCAUCCAUUGAUUGAUGAAAGACUUGUUAAAAUUCUGCAUGGGAGAGAGAAGAAGGUAUAUGCCUGGACAGUUGAUGAUGCUGAUUCGAUGAUGAGGAUGUUGCAUGAGCGUGCAGAUGCUAUUGUUACUAGCAACCCCUCUUUACUUCAACGUACUAUGCAAGAUACAAGAACACAAUGUCUUGAAGAAGGUUUUUCUUUAACACGAUGACCAUUCUUUUGUUUUCAGUAUUUUAUUUGAUAUACGAAACAGUUGGAUCGAGCUUUAAAAGAAAUGUUUUGAUGAUGGGAAGACAUAUCUGUACAUGCCCUAAACUAAUCAUUCUUGGUUUUAUUGGUUUCAACUCUCUUACCUGUUUUGAGGGUCCAUCUAUGUACUUUAUGAUUGGCAUGAGAUUGUUGAAUGAAUACAAUUUGAGGUUGAUCUGUA
Messenger RNA from Theobroma umbraticum, 1799 nucleotides. Lineage: Eukaryota; Viridiplantae; Streptophyta; Magnoliopsida; Malvales; Malvaceae. The record is from RefSeq and is a predicted model, not a curated record.